Molecule: messenger RNA, 1373 nt
Organism: Eurypyga helias (sunbittern)
Lineage: Eukaryota; Metazoa; Chordata; Aves; Eurypygiformes; Eurypygidae
Product: E3 ubiquitin-protein ligase UBR1-like
Exons: 9
Biological process (GO): protein ubiquitination; ubiquitin-dependent protein catabolic process via the N-end rule pathway
Cellular component (GO): ubiquitin ligase complex; cytoplasm
Molecular function (GO): ubiquitin protein ligase activity
Source: RefSeq, a predicted model, not a curated record
GUACUUCGAAGCCAUGCAGCUGAACUUCCGACAGCGUCUGCAUGUUGAACAGAUAUUCGACUUGGAGAAUGGAGAGUAUCUGUGUCCACUUUGCAAAUCUCUCUGCAAUACUGUGAUUCCUGUUGUUCCAUUGCAGGCUCAAAAAAUAAACAGUGAGGAUGCAGAGGCAGUAGCUCAAAUUUUGUCCCUGGCUAAGUGGCUGGAAAUUAUCAUAGUCAGGAUAUCAGGCUACAGUGUGAAAAAUGCUAAAGAAGGAGACAAACAAAAUCUUCCAGCUUUCACCAACAAGGGAAUGGUAAACUCUACUUUGGAAUUCCAUUCCAUCCUUAGUUUUGGAGUUCAGUCCUCAGUUAAAUAUUCAAGCAGUAUCAAGGAGAUGCUUAUUCUCUUUGCCACCACCAUUUAUAGAGUUGGGCUAAAAGUUGCUCCAAAUGAAGCUGACUACCGGAUUCCUGUGAUGACCUGGAGCACAUGUGCUUUUACCAUCCAGUGCAUAGGUUCUGAAGAAGGGCAAUUCAAGGCACUUUGUAGUUACCUCUCUCUACCUACCAAUUUGUUCCUGCUCUUCCAGGAAUAUUGGGACACAGUAAAUCCACUGCUUCAAAGGUAUCUUCGGAAAAGAAAUAGUUUAAUAGAGCUUCCUGAAGACUAUAGCUGCCUUCUGAACCAAGCCUCUCAGUUUAGAUGCCCGCGGUCUUCUGAUGAUGAACAAAAACAUCCAGUAUUGUGUUUAUUCUGUGGGGCUAUGUUGUGUUCCCAGAAUACUUGCUGCCAGGAACUGGUGAAUGGGGAGGAGCUGGGAGCCUGUACUUCUCAUGCUCUUCAAUGUGGAGCUGGAGUCUGUAUGUUUCUCAAAAUCAGGGAAUGCAAAGUUGUCCUCAUUGAAGGUAAGACAAGGGGCUGCUUAUAUCCUGCUCCCUACUUGGAUGAAUAUGGAGAAACAGAUCCAGGUCUGAAAAGAGGCAACCCCCUCCACUUAUGUCGGGAGCGUUACCGGAAGCUCCAUUUGCUGUGGCAGCAACACUGCAUCAUAGAGGAGAUCGCCAGGAGCCAAGAAACGAAUCAGAUCUUCUUUGGAUUCAACUGGCAACUGCUCUGAGUCUCUUGCUUUUUAGUGAAAACUCUUACCUUUGGCAGUGCUUUGGAAGAGGAAAGGAGGUAGCAGUAAAUAAUCUACUCUCAAGUGGAUUCUGUAGUUCAGACACAAUUGAUGGUUUCUCUAGGUUGGAUGUAUUACUGGUGCAUUGAAGCAGAAUCUCACAUCAUAUGUUUUGCUCUUUUUAUUUUCCCCAAAAAAGGAAAACCACAUUACAGAACUAUUACUAUACGUUCAGGUCCAGAUGUAUUACCACCCUUUUGGAGGAGUUGCAAUU